Molecule: messenger RNA, 2089 nt
Organism: Thlaspi arvense
Lineage: Eukaryota; Viridiplantae; Streptophyta; Magnoliopsida; Brassicales; Brassicaceae
Source: the annotation of a GenBank genome assembly
GAAAAGGAAAAGACCCAAACUUUGAGAAAAACACCUUCAUUCUCUUCUCAUUCUCUCCUUUAAUCCUCAUUUUUCAAUUCGCGUGAAGAGAGAGAGAGAGAGAGAGAGAGAGAGAGACAGAGAGAGAGAGAGAGAGAGAGAGAGAGAGAAAAAAACUUCCUUUUAUCCUCAUUUUGUUUCAAAUCGCGAGGAGGAGUGGGAGGAACGAAGGUGACUAUUGGGGAUUUCUGUUCUUCCCUUUUGCAGCUUUUAAUUUCGCAAAAUUUGGAUCUUUCCUAAUUUCUUUUCGGGUGAUAUAUUCUGGGUUUGCGCUCUUGAUCCGUUGGAUUAAAGGGUUUUCUGAGGGCAUCAUUUUUUUUUUGGGUUCUUUUCUCUUUCUGAAAGAGUACAUUUCCCCUUUUGAGCCGGCGUUGGGGUUGUGAUUGUUGUAGUUAGGGGUUUUGGAAUCUGAAUCGCAGAUUAUCAAUGGAGACUCGUGUCGGAAACAAAUUUCGUAUGGGCCGAAAAAUCGGAAGCGGUUCUUUCGGAGAGAUCUAUCUCGGUACUAAUAUCCAAACGAAUGAAGAAGUCGCAAUCAAGCUUGAAAGUGUGAAGACAAAACAUCCGCAGCUGCUCUAUGAAUCGAAGUUAUACAGAAUUCUACAGGGAGGAACUGGUGUUCCAAAUGUGAAGUGGUUUGGCGUUGAAGGUGACUACAAUGUUCUGGUGAUGGAUUUACUCGGGCCUAGCCUUGAAGACUUGUUCAACUUCUGUAGCAGGAAACUUUCCUUGAAGUCGGUCCUCAUGCUUGCAGAUCAAAUGAUAAACCGUGUUGAGUUUUGCCACUCGAAGUCUUUCCUUCACAGAGAUCUCAAGCCAGACAAUUUCCUCAUGGGGUUAGGAAGACGCGCGAACCAGGUAUACAUCAUCGACUUUGGUCUUGCUAAGAAGUACCGGGAUAACACUACACAUCAGCACAUUCCUUACAGAGAAAACAAGAAUCUCACUGGAACUGCAAGAUAUGCUAGUAUGAACACUCACUUGGGAAUUGAACAAAGCCGACGGGAUGAUCUGGAAUCUCUUGGUUACAUUCUCAUGUAUUUCCUUAAAGGAAGUCUUCCAUGGCAAGGACUUAAAGCUGGAACCAAGAAACAAAAGUAUGAGAGAAUUAGCGAAAAGAAAGUAUCUACAUCAAUUGAGUCCUUAUGCCGUGGUUACCCGUCCGAAUUCGCAUCUUAUUUUCACUACUGCCGGUCGCUUCGGUUUGAUGAUAAACCAGAUUACGGUUAUCUCAAAAGAAUAUAUCGGGAUCUCUUCAUCCGCGAAGGGUUCCAAUUCGAUUACGUCUUUGACUGGACAAUAUUGAAGUAUCAACAGUCUCAGCUAACGGCUCCUCCUUCCCGUGGCCUCGUAACUCCUGCGGCUGGAACCAGCUCCGGUUUGCCUCCAGGAUUGACCAGCAGCGAUAGAUACGCAGGCGAGGAAGACGGAGGGAGACCACCGAUGGAUUCAUCAAGAAGGAGAAGCUCAGGAGCUCUUGAGAACUCUGGGAACAUACCAGCAGCGCCUAUCAAAGCCCCAAUGCCAAGCUCGUCGAUGUUUGCACAAUCGGGAGGAUCAUCAAGGAGAGUACCGUCGUCGGAGGAGCUACAGAGAUGCCGUACCGGCGGCGUAUUAAGAAACUCUCCGGUGGUUUCAACGCCGGAAGGGAAGAGAUCUUCUUCCACCAGAAAACAUUACGAUUCUGCGAUCAAAGGCAUCGAGACUCUCCAAGUCUCCGACGAAAGGUUUCACCAUUGAUCCAUCGGCCAGAUAAACGAUGUCGUAUUCUGUUCAGAGGUUAAUUAAAAGCUUCGACUCUAUUAUAUUGGAGAAACGAGAAAAUUUGCUGAUUUUUUUGUUCAUUUUAAUUUUGCUUUUAAUCUUUUCUAAUUUGUACCGUGUCGGUUUUCGUUUGUUUUUUACUACGAAGAAGAGUUAAAUUCAGUGUCUGGAAUUGGAAUCAUCGUACUGUAUAUUCGUAUAUAAAUAUAUUUUUUUACUCUACGCGUGUUGUACGUUCAAAUAAACCGUAAAAUGAUAAAAUCAUAGUAACCGAUAUGGAUUAUUU